AUGAUGGGAAGUUUUUCCUUCAAUAUGGGUGAACGUGAUCCCUCCGAUCCCUCUCAACUCAUCUACAAGUUGGAAAAUAGAAAAAUGAUUUUGAGAAAGGGAAACCCAUUGGAGAUUCCUCCACCCUACUCCAACUACUUGGUGAAUCAACAACAAGUUCCAACCACAACAACCUCUCGGGAACCUCCAACCGUUCAUGCUACGUUUGAUAUGUCCCAGAGUCCAUUUCGUCCAGGAUGUGGUUUGGAAUUUGUCACGGAUCCCCAUUCCCACUGA
This is a messenger RNA of Naegleria fowleri, 276 nucleotides long. RefSeq lists its product as uncharacterized. Lineage: Eukaryota; Heterolobosea; Eutetramitea; Acrasida; Naegleriidae. The record is from RefSeq and is a predicted model, not a curated record. The transcript has a single exon. Bases 1 to 276 code for a protein of 91 amino acids.